Botrytis cinerea B05.10 is the source of this 2646-nucleotide messenger RNA. RefSeq names its product Bcprd2 (gene Bcprd2). Gene Ontology annotation, molecular function: peroxidase activity. Lineage: Eukaryota; Fungi; Ascomycota; Leotiomycetes; Helotiales; Sclerotiniaceae. Bases 1124 to 2425 code for a protein of 433 amino acids. The record is from RefSeq and is a predicted model, not a curated record. The transcript is spliced from 2 exons.
GUUGGGCGUUCUCUCCUCACCUCACUGAAUUAAGUUUCAACCCCCAUCUUACUAAAACCUAUCUAGUGAUCUACCUGGCUGGGUGAUUUACGCCCCUUAUCCUGUGAUCUUCAUUGUAAGGAGUGGCAAUGAAAGAUAAUUAGGUUCCGUCCUUCAUACCCUGCAUACAUCAUCGGAAGUAUCUCCGUACGUCGAGAGUAAACUCAAUAACAUUAGUGUAUUGUGUGCCAUCCAUGUCCUCGUCAAAUGGGCAACAAAAUAUCAAAUAGUUCUCUGAAUAUCACAAUUACACGGUUUUAUAAGUAAUAACGAAAGCUGUAUGAUGCAUCUACUUCCGACUGAUUGUUAGUCCAGGUUGAGUGUAUUUGAUCUUAAACUGCCAGCCAUUGGAUUCCAUUUGGUCUCCGAAAUCGAUAUUAAACAUGUUUCUUUAACAUCUUCUCAAUUCGAUUGAAUGGACUGGCAAAUCGAAACUUUGGAAAGAUGCUUCCGCACCAAGACCUGGCUCAGAAGAUCCGCACUGCACUACUUUACCGUCCUUACAUCUGCCGCUCAAAACUUAUUUGAUAUAAAAAUGUUCGACCCCAGGCGCUUGGCGCUAUAUUUCGGGCGUCAUCUAGCAUAUACGCUUAUAUGCCUUACCCCAAAUAUCCCUUUCCGUCUGGUGAUCGUCCAAAUAGCCAUUCGACGUCAGCGGCACUAAUGUGCCAGCCAUUGAUUGUUGUGGCCCUGUAGUGCAGGCCCCCCAUCUUAUUUUCCAAGAGAUCAACAUUAAAAUGAAGAUUUAGACUACUUGUGCCCGUGUCAAUCUUUUGUGGACAUCGAUUCUCAGUGAAUAUUGCGAUGAAUUCAUCGUUCGUCCUGGUCUAAUUAGGCGAGAGAAAGCAAAUCAACUGCCUCUUAUAUGUCGGCCUGGUUCUCGGAGCUGAGGAAUGUCUGCUGUGUUGUCGAUUCUGUGGAGAUAUUCAAGUGUGAGGAUAUGGAAAUAUAAGUGCCUUGGUUUCCCUUCUCCUUUUUCUUAACAACCUCGUACUCACAACAACUCCAUCCUUCAUCAAUUCAUUUACCUCAUAUCUUCCUCAUCAAAUCAAAAAUUCAUAGACUUCAACAUAAACAUACAACCAUGAAGGUAGCAACUAUUGUUGCCCUACUGGCAUUUACCGCGACUGAAGUCGCCGCGUAUCCUCGAUUGGCUGCCGAACAUGCCGAAAGACUCGCGAAAUCUCAACUUGGCAAGCGAAGUACAGCUGCUCGUGACCCACUUCAAAAGAGAGCCAGUUUCGAUGCUGCAUCGCAGUACGUUAGCACGACAGGAAAGUAUGCUUUUGUGCCACCAAACUUCGGCGCAGGAGACGUUAGAGGACCUUGUCCAGGAUUGAAUGCUGCCGCGAAUCAUGGAUACAUCCCCCACAGCGGAGUAGGUACUAUAGGCGACUUUAUCGAUGGUACCAAUAGGGCAUUCGGCAUGUCUUUGGACCUUGGAACGUUUCUUGCUGUUUUUGGCGCCGUGUUUGAUGGCAACUUGCUAACUUGGUCAAUUGGUGGACCAACAGCUAAAGUUGGCCUUCCCUUGGGCAAUCUUUUGGGUCUUACUGGAACUCCUCGAGGCAUUUCUGGCUCCCACAAUAAGUACGAAUCUGACACUUCUCCAACUCGCCCGGAUCUUUGGUUAGCUGGACAAUCCUACAAUCUUGAAGUUCCACUAUUUCAGAAGUACUACGAUGCUUUGGUCGAGGGUGUUGGUGCCGACGAACAAUAUCAGAAGCUUCUCGACUUCAGAAUUGACCGCUUCAAUAACUCUAUUACAACCAACCCCUACUUCUUCUCUUCGCCUUUUGCGGGAGUUCUCGUUUCUCCCGCCGGCUAUAAUUUCCCAGUCCGAAUGAUGUCCAACAAGUCUGCAGAAUUUCCGGAGGGCUCAUUGACUAAGAAAGAUUUGAUGUCCUUCUUUGCCAUCACAGGCGAGUCUGGCAGCUUUCAAUAUAAAGUCGGCAAUGAACGUAUUCCAGACAAUUGGUACAAGAGAGCUAUCGGUGAUGAGUAUACUAUCGCUGGUUUCCUUGCCGAUGUUGUUGAUUUUGCUUUGCAAUAUCCACCUCUUCUUGAUAUUGGUGGAAACAUGGGAUCGCCCAACACUUUUGCACCUGUCAAUCUUGGAUCUUUGACUAAGGGUGUCUUUCAAACUGGAUCCUUGCUCGAGGGAAACAACUUAGAAUGUUUCGUUUUCCAAGCCUCACAAGCAGCGCUCCCGGAUAUUGUUGGCGGUGCUAUUGGGAAUCUCGCGAAUACUAUAAAGCCAUUUACCGAUGUUGUUACUCAACAGCUUGGUGGCUUGGGCUGCCCGCAAUUACAAGGCAUUGAUCAAAGUCAAUUCUCCAAGUUCCCGGGAUACACCAAUUGCAAGAAUGGAUGCAUGAAAUACUAGAUGGAUUUGAAAGCAAGCGCUGUAUGAUAGGAAGGAAACAUUCUAAUGCUAAUGUAACGAUUUAUGAUUGCGUGGAAGAUGAUGGGGAACUUUGGAGCGAAAUAUAUUGAUUUUUGCGUGUUAUAAUCUCUGUAAAUCAGUGGAAAUCACUAAUUGAAUGUACCUACCUUUCUUGAGACCUGUUUUCCCAACAGCACACUUAUUUGAGUGUCAAUCUUGCA